Messenger RNA from Corylus avellana, 732 nucleotides. RefSeq lists its product as uncharacterized. The record is from RefSeq and is a predicted model, not a curated record. Gene Ontology annotation, molecular function: zinc ion binding. NCBI's taxonomy places the organism in Eukaryota, Viridiplantae, Streptophyta, Magnoliopsida, Fagales, Betulaceae.
CCAAAACCCAAACUCACCCUCCACUACACAGCAGAAAUUUUGGACGCCCAAAAAUGGUGAAAUGCCUCUUGAUGAUCACUGCGGAGCUCGAGAACCUCACCAACCUUGAGCCCCAAGGCGGCUGCGACGACCCCAACUUUUCCUAUUUCUUUAAGUUGAGAUGUGGGACGUGUGGAGAGGUGAGCCAGAAAGAAACUUGUGUGACAUUGGGGGAAACCGUUGCUCUCCCAGUUGGCAAGGGAACCACUAAUCUCAUUCAAAAGUGCAAGUUCUGUGGGAGGGAUGGAACUAUAACAAUGAUCCCAGGCCGAGGUAAACCAUUGACUCAGGAAGUAAGUCAAUCCGGGAAGCAUACCCCCUUGAUGUUGUUUGACUGUAGGGGUUAUGAGCCUGUGGAAUAUGUAUUUGGCACUGGAUGGAAAGCUGAAUCUAUUGAGGGAACUAAAUUUCACGAGAUUGACUUGUCGGCAGGGGAGUAUGCAGAAUAUGAUGAGAAGGGAGAGUGCCCUGUUAUGAUAUCCAAUCUUCGUUCUACCUUUGAUGUGGUGAAGUGAGUGUAGUACUCUUUUUGUUAGCAUUUUCUCUAGGUAUAUAUAACUGACUCUUCUUCGCUGGAUGCUUUAUAUCUGAAGAUGGCAGAAUGUAAUAUGUUUUUUUUGACUUGGAUAUAUUAAUGUAUUUGCUGGUUGGAGCUAUCAACUGUAUUUAAUGAAUGAAAACAGAAACCUCAAG